This is a messenger RNA of Schistosoma turkestanicum, 3510 nucleotides long. The record is from the annotation of a GenBank genome assembly. Lineage: Eukaryota; Metazoa; Platyhelminthes; Trematoda; Strigeidida; Schistosomatidae.
AUGAAUGAAUCUUUCGAUGAUCAAGAUACAGAAUUCAUGUAUGAGAUACCGGAUUGUUUAAUGGAUGGAGACUAUAUUGAACUCCAUGGGGUUUGUCAUGGUGACCGAAUAAUUUUUGAAUUAUUAACAAAAGAAGGUUCAACUCAAAAUAUAUUGGAUGAAUUACCGCUACAAAUCAUUCUAACAACAAAUGGUCCAGUAACUGUAAUUAGUCGUAGUAGAAAAGAGGUAGCGAAACAAGAACGUUAUGUGGAAAAUGGUAUACAAGACAAUGAAACUUUUGAAUUAUGUGUACAUGCUUGUAAGGAUUAUUAUUCUGUAGUAUUGAACAAAGAGAAAGUUUGUGACCAAAAACAUCUUGUACCAUUAAGUGAAGCAUUUGCUUUGUCAAUGCAAGGAAAAGUCGAUAUAUUAUCUCUUGAAUUUAAGGAUAUCUAUUAUGAUGAAGAGGAAAUGAAUAAUAAUGCAAACAUGUCUUCCGGUUAUAAUAACAGUAACAGCAUUAAAAUGGAUGAUACACAAGCAGGCUUUGUACGUGUCAAUGAGUUAAGACAAAGUUCCAUACGCAGAAAUGAUACACCAGUAAUGGUACCAAGAAGAACAGGUUCCAAAUUGGAUAAACAAUCGAUAAAAAGUAAAGAUAGUAAUCUCGAAGUUACUGCUUGGAAAACAUCAAAUGAUUUGUCUAGAGCAGAUUUAGACGUUGAUUACAAAGUAUCUACACUAGAUCGAAAUUCUGCAGCCUAUUCAUAUCGUAAUAGUAAUGAUUUUAGUCAUACUUCAGACUCAAGAAUCUCCGCAUCAUUACCAGCACCCGUAGGCAAACCAGCUCACGACAGAGCGUCAGAUUACGUAAUGGGAAGUCGAGGUAACCUAAAUACGAAUGAUAUGUCACAUGUAAAGUCGAAACCAGCUCUUUUGGGACCUCGAAAAUCUGCUACUUUAAGUAAUAGUAAAAUUGAACAACGUUUUAACACUGAAGGCAGAAGUCAGACAGAUGCUGGUGAUUUACUUCGUGGAAGCUAUUGUGUAUUGGAUGACGAAGAGCACAUAACACCUCAGCUUACUGCUACAACUUCAACACCUAACUUGCAAGACAAGCAUAAGAAAAAACGAUUUACUUUACUUGGAAAGAGCAGAAAAUCAACAGGCUCUGAGUCAGAUAUACGUAAGGACUCUAAGAAAUCCAAAGGAUCUACCCCAGAUAUUAAGUCGAAAGAUGGCGAAGGCGAGAAAAAGAAAAAGGGUUUGCAUUUAAAAAAUCCUUUUAAACGUUCCAAAACUAAAGAUCAAACGCCUUCAGUAAGAUCUUCAACUAGUCUAAAUAGAUCAGAUCCUGCCUUUACUGGACACACCAUGUAUCCAGCAGUGAAUUUAUCUGUUAGUGAGCGACUACCAAAAGAAAUGUCUAAAAAACCGGCACCUGAAAUUGCAGCUUAUCUUCUUAAAUCCAACCCAUCAGCUGAAUUUGAUACGGUUAAUCUAACUGGCCGUAAGACUUUGUCUGAAGAUAUUCAUUUUACAACUUUUGAAAAAAAACAUUACGAUGGAUAUGAAAAUAUUGGUAGUCAUCAUGAUCACUUUCAACAUAAGUCGUUGAGUGAUUCAAGAGCAUCCAUUGAAAUACCAUCUCUUAGUGAUUUGCAUUCACAAGGUAAACUUAAAGGACCAGCUCCAGAAUUGGCAGCUUUAAUUCACUCAAAACAACCUAAUUCAAAUCUGGGAGACACAACUAUAACGCAAGGUUCAGAUUCACAUCUCAGAUCAUUCACACCAGUUGACCGAUCGCCGAGGUCAUCCAGACUUGCUAGUGAACCUCUGUCUGAUAUAGCAAAUUUAAAAUUGAAAGGUACGGCUCCGGAAAUUGCGGCAGUAAUACACUCAAGAAGCAAAAGUCCUAGCCAUGGUGAAACAACACUUACUCAGGGUCAUGAUAUACGCUUCAUUCCAAACUCUACAGUGGAUUUAGCAGCAAAAAAGGCUUUCAAGCCGAAUGGGAGUGCAUCAGAGAUAGCCGCGGAUAUACAUAAAAACAAUUUAGCAGGUCGUCUACCUUUUGGAGAUUAUACCCUAACUGGUGUUAAUAAGAAUGAAAUAGGAGGAAUAACAUACGAACUAAAAGAAAAAGUGAAAUAUUCACUUAAAUCUCUUUCUUUAACUGAACGUGUUUCAACCGGUGAAGAAACGGAGAGUGGAGGUAGUGAAGUAUACACUGACAAUGAGUGUUACUUAGAAGUAGGUAAAAGUCAAUAUUAUUUUGAUCGUAAACGUUCCCUGAGAAAUUAUCGUUCUAAACGGUCAACGAAAUUGGAACGUGAAGCUAGGCGUAAUAUGGGAUUAAGUAGAAAUGGCAGUGAAGAAUCAGUAAGCAGCAGUAUCUCGUCACUCAAACCAACUGAUAGAAAAUUGACACCAAGAUAUAAAAAACGUCCAGGUUUUAAAAAGGAGGAAGUCUCUUCUUGGGUGAAUACCUCUAAUUCACCAUAUAAUCCAAUUCGUGUAGAUGGCAAUAUAUACCCAAGUUAUACAGCAAAUGUUUACGCCGCAGCUCCUAUGAUUCGAAAAUCAUCAAUUCGAAAUUAUAUAUUAAAAGAUUUUAUUCAGUCAAUAAAAUGUGAUGUCGCUAUGGAUUUACCAUAUCCACUUACACCUGGGCGAAGUGCACUAGUUGUUGGUCAUUUCAAUUACGAUUCAUCUGUACUCCAAUCUUGUUUAAUACGACUUGAGUUCAAGGACACUUGUAAAGAUGCUUUUGAAACACUUGAUCUUCAACUAUGGUCUGAUGGUGGCCUAGAUAUUAUAAACAGUCAAUGCAUUAAUUCCAAAAUUCUAUGCCGCUCAACGAAUGAUUUAAAAUAUUCAAAACUAAAAGAUAAUGAAGUCUGCACUGAUGAUAAGCAACAAACAAAUUUCACUUUGAAAUUCAUAUCUCAAAGUUUCUAUACCGCUAUUACAUCUAAUGAUCUGUUUACAUUACUUUUGAAAAAUCAAUUUCCGAAACACACUAGUUAUCAAUUGACUUCAUUUAAACUUGAAGAUUCGAGCAAUGCCAAAUUAGAUAAACUUCUUAUGCCAAGAAAUUUGUGUUUACCACUUAUUCUUCGUAUGAAAUGUGAAUCCAGUCAAGCGAACACACUUAAUCUUCUAACAAAACUAACUGCCGAUACUAAAAAAGUUAUCAUUGAAUAUAUUUAUGAAUCAGAUAGUACCUCCGAAUUCCUAUCGAUGCAAAUCUUAUUGAAUUUUGAGACAAAUUACCUAAUGAUACAGGAGGUUGCGAAAGAACCAAAUGAUUAUAUUCAGUAUGCUGAAAAAGAAAUAACAUUUAUUCCUGAACAGAUACGACGAAUGAAGUUCGCUUGGCACAAUAGUUCAUUGAAGGUACUUCUGAAUACUGAAGAAUCAAUUGUGCACAAUUUUGGUCAGCACAAUCCUCUUCAACCUUUUUCACAUAUUCGAAUUAGUGGCGAUUUCAUACUUUUGAAUGCAGAACUUCAAUUGGAUGAAUAG